Molecule: messenger RNA, 2616 nt
Organism: Neoarius graeffei (lesser salmon catfish)
Lineage: Eukaryota; Metazoa; Chordata; Actinopteri; Siluriformes; Ariidae
Gene: sox14
Product: SRY-box transcription factor 14
Exons: 1
Coding region: 547-1281 (244 amino acids)
Biological process (GO): cell differentiation; regulation of DNA-templated transcription; anatomical structure morphogenesis
Molecular function (GO): DNA-binding transcription factor activity, RNA polymerase II-specific; RNA polymerase II cis-regulatory region sequence-specific DNA binding
Source: RefSeq, a predicted model, not a curated record
UUUGGCUUCCAUUCACGGGCUUUUUCUACUCAUUUCCUAAGCCAGGUGCUUCGCAAAAGACGACAAACCUCCGAGAGGGAAGAGAAAAAAAAGCGCGCGCGCACACGCACACACACACACACAUACACACACACGCACGCACGCACGCACACACACACACACACACACACACACACAGGUACACACAUACACGCGCGCGCGCGCGCAGACAGACGCACAAACACCCAGAGUUCACCGGUCGAGCACGGGACUUUUUUUUGCCUCACCUCGGCGGAUUUUGGCUGCUGAACACUCUGUGGUGAAGAGGAAAGAAACAUUUCUAACGAUUUGCCGAAACUCGAAAGAGUUGCGCUUUUGGAUUUUUUCACCGAUGCCUUUUUUUACAGUUCUUCCCCGACUCUCCAGAAGUGGCAUGAUCGGCGUCCGUCAACAAGACAGGUGAAUUAUUUUCUCCACUCGGUUUUGGUGGUUUAUACAGUUUGACGUUAUUUUACAAGGACUGAACGGUGUGAGUGUCGUCGUAAAAAAAAAAAAAAAAAAAAAGCCAUGUCCAAGCCGGCCGAUCACAUCAAGAGACCCAUGAACGCCUUCAUGGUUUGGUCCCGCGGCCAGAGGAGGAAAAUGGCCCAAGAGAAUCCCAAGAUGCACAACUCUGAGAUCAGCAAGAGGCUCGGUGCCGAGUGGAAGCUUCUCUCCGAGUCUGAGAAGCGGCCCUACAUUGAUGAGGCCAAACGGUUGCGCGCGCAGCACAUGAAAGAGCACCCGGACUACAAGUACCGGCCGCGGCGCAAGCCCAAGAACCUGCUCAAGAAGGACCGAUACGUGUUCCCUCUGCCCUACUUGGGCGACGCUGAACACUUGAAAGCACUUCCGGUUUCCGGUGCCGACUCGUUGCUAGCUUCCGGGCCGGAAAAAGCGCGCGCGUUCUUGCCGCCGGCGGCUUCUGCGCCCUACUCGUUCCUUGACCCAAGUCAGUUCAGUUCCAGCGCUGCGCAGAAAAUGGCUGAUAUGCCACACGCCCUUGCCGCCGCCGCCGCCGGGUCACUGCCCUACGCCUCCUCACUCGGCUACCAGAACAGCGCGUUUGGCGGCCUGGCGUGUCCGGGGCAGCACACACACACACACCCGUCACCUACCAACCCGGGCUAUGUCGUACCCUGUAACUGCACAGCGUGGUCGGCGGCGUCCAGCCUGCAGCCGCCCGUCGCCUACAUCCUCUUCCCGGGCAUGGGUAAGAGCGGCAUCGACCCGUACCCCACAGCGCACGCCACGGCCAUGUAAAAUACCCAUCCGCAAAGUUGAGCAGAGGGACAAUUUUUACUUUGGAAACUUGAACCACGUAAACCACGCACUCUCACACACUCCCAUCAAGAGGAUCGAAGUUACAAGAGCAAACAGACAGUCGGGCUCUCCGAAAACUUCUAAAACAAAAGGCAGUUCUGCUCUUUCUCAGCCUAAAAGACGUUUCUCUCUGGAAACUUCAAUGAUGUAAAAUAAAUAAAUAAAUUAAUAAAUGAAUUAAUAGCCCCGCAAAUAGAGGGUGUUCGGCUCAGAAGAAAACGCACUUCUCUACGGAAACUUCAGUGAUGUUACCCUCUACAGAAGAGGGGAAAGACAAUUCUCUCUUUCUUUCUUUCUUUCUUUCUUUCUUUUUUAGAAACUUGAACAAUGUUUAAAAAAGGUCACAAAACAGUUAUAAAACAGCCACAAUACGCUGUUGCUCUUUGAAAACUUGAACCGCAGUAAACUGACUCAAGUGUCUCUCAGUGCGAGCUUCAUCUCUGCGCUGCAUGACGCGAUCUGACACAAGUGCAAAGCUCAUGUUGUAAAGGCCGGAAGGACUCUGAGAACUGGAGACAAACUUUCGAUUUUUCAUCAUGCCCGUUUUUUCCCUCCGGACCUCUGCAUGGGAACUUGGGAGUAGAUGUGAGAGAUCAAGGAGCCCUGAACUGUAAGAAAUGUAAAUGCUAUAACAUUUAUUAACGGCUAUCCGAUUGAGGAUGCCUUUAACUUUAUUUAUUAUGUACAUUUUUGAUGCUAUACUAAUGAUAAUUUUGUUUAAUGAUAUUAUUAUUAUUAUUAUUAUUAUUAUUAUUAUUAUUAUUGCUGUUGUUGUUAUCUUAUUUUAAAGGCCCAUUUUGGUUUGCACAAGUGACAUUCACCCUUCAUAGCGCUUGUAUAUUGUACUUAUAUUUUAGCACUCCGAUUAAAUGGUUUGGAUCACGCUUAGAAUUUUUUGAGUUGGAUGAACAUACGGGUUAUAUUGUUUAUAGGCUAUUUAUCAAACUGGUGCAUAAAAUUAGACAAACUAUUUAAAGCAUCAAAAGGGAAAAAUAAUAGGCAAUCUUUUUUUUGCAAACUGUGGUUCAGUGCUCGUCACACGUUCUAUUCAUCUGAAGAAAAAGAAGAAGAAGAAGCUGGGGUUUGAAGCUAAGCGGUUAAUGUUAAUGUGGUUUUAUUAUGAUUAUUAUUUUUCAACUGCGAUGGUAAUUUAAAAGCUGUACUAAUGUUAUGGAAAGGAAGAUGUAUCCAAAUGGGUGAUACCUCGAUUCUUUGUUCAUUUGCCUGAGCAAAGACAUUUUGAAUAAAGACAAUCUGUCUUCAAAAUUAUACAAA